AUGGAAAUACAAAGGGCAACAAGUUUAACGAAAAUUGACAUCGCGGGCCGAGACUUCACUUUUGAGAUAUCCGCCGAAGUAGCCAAGCCCUACGAUGCGCUCUUGCGAGACGACACAAUAGUUACCAACCCUGUUCCGACAAUUAAAAAAGAUUUUGGAUUUGACGAGUCCGAGUUUGAGAAUAUCAAAGACCAUGAUGCGGCUUUGUUUACUAUAGUGGAGAAUGAAAUGGUGUACGGAUACAUACAUGCAACAAGGUCUUGGAAUAACAUGGUGGAGAUUCGUUGGAUUGUGUUAGAUGUGAGCAUUCGCGGCCAUGGGUACGGCAAAAUGCUUCUGGAUGAGGUGGUGAAGUGGGCUCGCCAGCUAGGAGUUGCUGGAGUUCGCCUAGAGUCGCAAUCGAAUAAUGUCGCGGCAUGCCGCUUUUAUAAGCGAUACGGAUUCAAGUUUGGCGGCUACGACGAGUAUUUGUACAGAGGAAUUCCGCAGAAUAAGCAAGAGACGGCCUUAUUCUGGUACUACAUGCUCGAAUAA
Messenger RNA from Trichoderma atroviride IMI 206040, 534 nucleotides. RefSeq lists its product as uncharacterized. Lineage: Eukaryota; Fungi; Ascomycota; Sordariomycetes; Hypocreales; Hypocreaceae. Gene Ontology annotation, molecular function: protein-N-terminal-alanine acetyltransferase activity. The record is from RefSeq and is a predicted model, not a curated record.